GAAUCUCCGCUGUGUCCACUGACGAGUGGCGGCUCGCUGCGAGUGCCCAGGAUGGCAUCUUCGAUUUGAUGUUGAGCCGCCUGAAAUCUGUGGAUUUCUAUGCAAUCCUGGGAGUGGAGAACACUGCUUCUGAAGCCGAGUUGCGUAGUGCAUAUCGUCGACAAGCACUUCGAACACAUCCAGACAAGGGUGGUUCUGCAGAAGCCUUUCGUCAAGUGCUGCAUGCUUUUGAGGUGCUUUCUAGCAUUCGGGCGCGAGCAAAGUACGACUUGCUACGACGUCAACCACGGGAAGAUGUUGCCCCAGCAUGCUUCCCGGAGCCAAAACGCCGCAAGACGACCGGGGAGGACCGGGCCAAGGCCUCCAAGGACGUUCCGAAAACGCCGAAAGCAAAGACGUUGUUUUCCAAGAUCACCAAGUCCUUGAUGAGGCUCAGGAUCCAGCUUGGGCUUGGAUGGGUGGCAUGGAGGCUGGCUUUGGCCAUGACUUCCGCUCAGCGAAAGGUGGCCCUUUCCGAUCUUUCCACGGAGCUGAAAGCAAUGCUCCUGGAUUUCAUGACGACCUACGGGAAGACAGGAGUUCCGACAGAAGCCACGACACCGGAAGGAUCUGAAGGUGCCAAAGAUGCUAAAGUCUUCGAGGAGUUGGAUCCAACGCUGCAGUGUCCAGCCUCCAGCUCUGACGAGACGAGCGAAGAUUCCAAGGAAGAGCCUGCUGUGGAUCACUUGGAGCAUCUUUCGGAUGUGAGCACUGUCUGGGUAGCACCAAAAACGCAAGGAGAAGCUCCUGACCUCAGCCUGGACGCCCAUCUCUCAGACUCUUCGUCCUCUGCGCCCUUGGCGUUAGAGGAUGCGGAUGGACACGCGGGACAUGCGACGCCCAAAAAGAAGCGAGCUUACGGCUGCACUGGGAUGAGAGGUGUGAGCCGCCGUAUCGAUUCCAAAACCAGCAGGGUGUCGUAUCAAGCCUCUGUGUCCUUUGAGAAUGUGAUCUUUCGAUCCAAGUACCGCCAUGACAUUCAGGGUGCACUCGACCAUCAUAUCGUGUUGAUGCAGAUCCGCAACGAAGUGGAACAAGCCAUGCUGGAUGCCCCCCAGCGGAGUUUCGAUGAGAUCUGCCUCAGUGCCUGUGAUGCGAGAGCCUCUGAGCUCAAGGAGAUGAAUGCCGCAUACUGCGUGGAUAUGCGAGCAUUUAGUAUCAAGGUGGGAUCACCUAGCAGUAGCUGCCUGCGGGAAGUCUUGCAAGAUCGACAGCGAAUGUUGCAGGCAAGAGAUGCUGGAGAGCAGGCUUUCUGUGAAGAGUUGGUGUCUGUGAUGACGGCUGAGCGUGAGAACGUCUACAAAAGCCGGCCCGCUGUCUCUCUGGAAAGGGCCCAAGAGGUAGCGCAGAAGUUUAUGGAGGAUGUGCGCAGCAAGCGCAAUCUGCGGGAGAAGAGGUUGGAAAUGAUUCAGAAGCAAAAGGAAGACAAGGAGACCAGGGCCCAAGAACGGCGUCAGCGACGUUUGGAGAGGAAGACCAUGACUUUGCAACAGCGCUGGUUGUGCGCCACAGCCCUGGCUGAGCGACGCUUGACCGCCAUGACCAAGCGGCGGUUGAAGCAGGAGAAACGCGAAGUGAGAGCCAUGCGGCUGGAGGACACCCUGGCUUUGCGCCUGCGCGAGCAUGAACGCAAAGCGAGGUGUCGAGAGGAAGAUCAAAGAAGGCAGAAGUUGAGGAAACAACUGCGAAGUCCCGCCAGUUUAAAAGAUCUGACUUUUGCACAGCAACAAGAACUGGGAGCCAUGGCCAGGGGGGCGCGUUUCCUGAGAGAAAAAGCACGCGGGUUCCAGGUUGAAGAUGGCAACAGCACGCUUUGUUGA
Molecule: messenger RNA, 1859 nt
Organism: Cladocopium goreaui
Lineage: Eukaryota; Dinophyceae; Suessiales; Symbiodiniaceae
Source: the annotation of a GenBank genome assembly